GAUUAGAAAAUUUACUGACAUAAAAAUAGUUCUCUGUCGGUCAAUGCCCUUGAUCCUCUCUCAUGGCUUCUUCUUCUUCCUUUCCUCGCACAUGGAGAUACCGCGUCUUCCCGAGCUUCCAUGGACCAGACGUCCGUAAAACCUUUCUCAGUCAUUUACGUAAACAGUUUAACUGUUAUGGGAUUACCAUGUUCGACGAUCAAGGAAUCGAGAGAAGCCAAAUCAUCGCCCCUGCUCUCACGCAAGCGAUCAGAAAAUCGAGGAUAUCGAUCGUGGUGCUGUCGAAGAACUAUGCCUCUUCAAGCUGGUGUUUGGAUGAACUGUUGGAGAUUUUGAAGUGCAAGGAAGAUAUGGGACAGAUAGUGAUGACGAUCUUCUACGGAGUAGAUCCAUCCCAUGUGCGGAAACAGACCGGAGAUUUCGGGAAAGUUUUCAAGAAAACAUGUCGUGGUAAAACAGAGGAAGAGAGUCAAAGAUGGAGUCAAGCUUUGACUUAUGUGGGAAACAUAGCUGGGGAAGACUUCCUUAACUGGGACAAUGAAGCCCAAAUGAUUGAGGAGAUUGCACAAGAUAUUUUAGAUAAACUAAAUGCCACACCGUCUGAGGAUUUUGAUGGCAUGGUUGGACUUGAGGCUCAUUUAAAGGAAAUGGAGUCUUUGCUAGAUUUAGAUUGUGAUGGCGUUAAGAUGGUUGCAAUCAUUGGUCCUGCAGGGAUUGGUAAAACUACCAUUGCCCGAGCUUUACAUAGUCUACUCUCUAACAGGUUUCAUCUUACUUGUUUUGUGGACAACCUUAGGGGAAGCUAUCAUAGUGGUUUCGAUGAGUAUGGAUUGAAACUGCGUUUACAAGAACAAUUUCUUUCGAAGAUUUUGAACCACAAUGGUAUAAGGAUAUGCCAUUUAGGUGCAGUACAAGAAAAUCUAUGUGACCAAAAAGUUCUUAUCAUUCUUGACGAUGUGAACAGUCUAAAUCAAUUAGAGGCGUUGGCUAACGAAACUACAUGGUUUGGUCCUGGAAGUAGGAUUGUAGUGACCACAGAAGACCUAGAGAUUUUGCAGCAACAUGGUAUCGAUAAUACUUACCACGUGGGGUUUCCAUUUGAUGAAGAAGCCAUCGAGAUCUUAUGUAGAUAUGCUUUUAGACAAAGGUCUCCACUUCAUGGUUAUAAGGUGUUGUGUAGAAGGAUAACAGAGCUUUGUGGCAAUCUUCCAUUGGCUCUACGUCUGGUGGGUUCAUCUUUACGUGGGAAGAUAGAGGACGAAUGGGAAGAUAUAAUGAACAGACUGGAAACUGUUCUGGAUCGAGAGAUCGAGGAGAUACUAAGAGUAGGCUAUGAAAGUUUAGAUGAGAAUGAGCAGACUCUAUUUCUCCACAUUGCAGUUUUCUUCAACAAUGAAAAUAGUGAUAUUGUGAAAGCUAUGUUCGCUGAUGGUAAGUUGGUUGUUAAACGUGGUUUGAAGAUUCUACUCAAUAGAUCUCUCAUUGAUACAUAUGGGGAAAGAAUAGAGAUGCACAAGUUAUUACAGCAAAUGGCUAGACAAGCCAUUCGUAAACAAGAGCCUUGGAGACAUCAAAUCUUAAUGGAUACUUUUGAGAUUUGCGAUGUCCUCGAAAAUGAAACAGGUACCAGUGUUGUGUCUGGUAUAUCAUUUGAUGUGUCAGGAAUCAGCGAGCUGAUUGUAAGCAAGAGAGCUUUUAAGAGGAUGUCCAACCUUCGAUUCCUCGCCAUCUACAAAAGCAUACAUGAUGGAAAUGACGGAAUCCAUAUACCAGCGGAGAUGGAGUUUCCCCGUCGUCUAAGGUUACUACAAUGGACAGCAUAUCCAAACAAGUGUCUUCCAUCUACAUUUCAUCCAGAAAAUCUCGUCAACCUUUGCAUGCGAUAUAGCAAGCUCGAGUACCUCUGGCAAGGAACGCAGCCGCUUACAAAUCUCAAGAAGAUGGAUUUGACACUGUCUUGUCAUUUGAAAGAGCUCCCAGAUCUCUCGAAUGCUACAAAUCUUGAGAAACUGGACCUGAGUGUUUGCGAGAGUUUGGUAGAGAUCCCAACCUCAUUUUCGCAUCUUCAGAAACUAAAAGACUUGCGGAUGGGGAACUGCAUAAACCUACAAGUCAUUCCACCUCACCUGAACUUGGGAUCCCUUGAAAACAUCGACAUGCAAAGGUGUUCAAAGCUGAGAAACUUUUCAAUUAUUUCCACCAACUUGGUAAAAGUGGAUAUAUCAUACACAGAGAUAGAAGACGUGUCUGGAGUUAGGCUCUUCCCUCGCCUUGCGUGUUUCAGUGUAAAGAAAAGUGGAAAGCUCAAGGGAUUAAGGCAUCUUCCGACGAGUUUAUGGUAUCUGGACCUAAGCUAUACUGAUAUCGAAAGUAUCCCAGAUUGCAUAAAAGCUCUUUAUUCGUUGCACCUUACUCUAACUGGCUGUAGAAGACUCAGAUCAUUGCCAGAGCUCCCUGGUUCGCUCAAAUCCUUAACUGCGGAAGACUGUGAAUCUCUGAAGACCAUAUUCUCCCCUUUGAAUCACAGUUCGGAUGCAACACUGGUUUUCACCAACUGUUUCAAACUGGACCAACAAGCACGGAAAGAAAUUAUCCAACGUUCGUCUUUGUGCAGAUGGGCUAUCUUACCCGGAAGAGAAGUACCUUCGGAGUUUGAUUACAGAGCCAGAGGAAAUUCAUUUAUCAUUGUUAUUCCAGAUGGUGACAAUUCUCUUUCUGAUUUAUCAAGAUUAAAGCUCUGCGCUGCGGUGUCACCUGACGACCAAACCAGCGAAUCGAACGGGUUUGAAUCAUUGUGCUGUCGAAUAGGCAAUGGCGAAAUAGAACCAGUCGAGGAGGUGUUCCAUCUAGGAAUUUUCUCCAAAUGUUGUGGUGAACAUUUAUUUAUAUUUAACUCUCGUUUGCCAUUUAUCAACUCCUCCAAAAAGAGCAGAGAGAUACUGUUUGAAUUUAGCUGCAGUUAUAACAGCUUUGACAUUAUUGAAUGUGGAGUCCAUAUCUGGACCGAAGACGUACUUGAUAGUAUUAGCCUCACUAAUGGGAGAUGACCAUCGAAGUUUAUUUUGGAAGACGACACCAAAUAGGGUGACUGCACAAAUGGAGUGAUCUGUGAAAGCGACGAACACAGACUUCUGAAGUUGGCUCUUCCUCUGUUUUGUUCUGUCUGAUUCUGUGAGAAACGUUGGAAGCUUGAUUUCGCUAAGAGGGCGAUAGAAGUUUUUUUUUUUUUUGAAUAAUCCAAUGUAUCCUGCCACCCACCAAGGUGGAUCUAGACUAGCGCGAAUGUCUGUAGCCUCGGUCACCCCAAACGCUGGAGGAGCCCAAAUUUUAAAUUUUAUCUCCGGUUCGGCUCCGUGCGGGAUCCGAACCCGGGUCCGUAUGAGGCCGAAACUUCUUCAAAAGACCACUGAGUCCUCCUCGCUUGGUUAAGGCAAUAGAAGUAACUAGUAAGAGUUAUGAGUUUAGACAAACUAUCAUGUGUUGCAUCUGCAAAAGUUAUAUGGUUAACUUGUUACUAAGGAUUAUUAUUUUUGCUUUACUGGGGUAUGCCUUUGGUUUGAGGGAGAAAGCAGCUUGUGGUUCUUGCCCUGAUCAUAAAUUUACCUAUUCUAUCAAGUAUUUGGAGGAAGUUUGUUGAGCUCAAGAUAUGUUGAUUCUUACUUGAUGCCGAGAAGAUUUGUGAAUGCAGUAAGUUUUCUUAAAUAUACACUGGAUUUGUCAUCUGAUAUAUCAUCAAAAGCUAUAUUGGCACUCCGCUUUACUUCCAACUUCUUCUCAAGAAUUGGACACCCUCUCUUCUUUCAUCUGCAACUCAGCGUUAACAUGUUUCCACUGAUUCAUUCUCAUCUAGAGAGAUGAUUUCCUCAUCCACUAGAUGCUCUGGAUAUUUCCUUAUCUCUAGCUCAAUAUCAUAACUGGUUCUUAAGUUCUCUGCCUCAUAUUGUAGUUGCAGAGUCAUGCAUGCCUCCUGUUGAUUCCUUUCAUUGGAGAAGCCUCCUCGGCCUGAUUCCAACGCCUUAGAUUCGCUGGUUAUUUGUUUAAAAUUGGUGCAUGAUAACCAAGUAGUGAUAGUCUAAUCAAGCCGGACUACAACUUGUAGGGUUUCAGCAGGGAAAACCCUGAGAUUGUAAAAAUUGUAUGCGAUAUAGUUCGUGACAGAAAAAAAAAAUGCUAUUUAGUAAAAUUUUCUAUAAUUUUUUUUCUUUUAAAUUUGGAAACUUAUACCUAAGAAUUUUUUUUUCAAAAAUUUUAGAGAUCAUAGACAAA
Raphanus sativus (radish) is the source of this 4266-nucleotide messenger RNA. RefSeq names its product disease resistance protein RML1A. Gene Ontology annotation, molecular function: ADP binding; ATP hydrolysis activity. Gene Ontology annotation, biological process: signal transduction; defense response. The record is from RefSeq and is a predicted model, not a curated record. Lineage: Eukaryota; Viridiplantae; Streptophyta; Magnoliopsida; Brassicales; Brassicaceae. Bases 63 to 3047 code for a protein of 994 amino acids. The transcript has 5 exons.